AUACAUACAUGAGAUGUAAGUGAAUACGACCUUGUUGUCCUCAAGUGUCGUGCAUGCAUUUUGUGCACUUGUUCCGUUUGCAUGCACUCGCGCUUUCUCUCUCUCUAUAUUCCCAUCGUCUCUGUUUUCUCACUCUAGACCUGUAAAUACACAUAUCUGUAUCGUUGUGUCUAUUCAGUUUAAUUUAAUUGAAUUUAAACUCUGCCGAAAACAGAAGCCCCACCUGGGUCAUUGACUACCAACCGCCGCCGAAAGCAGCCCGUUGUUUUCUGGGCUCUCUUAUGUACUCCAAGGGUUUAUGAUUGAAGGAAUGAGUUUUGUUGAAAUGGGGUCAAGGAUUUGCAUGAAUGAGGUUUGCCGUACAACGACGUCGUCUGAAUGGAAGAAAGGUUGGGUCUUGAAAUCAGGUGGAUUUGCUACCCUUUGUAACAAAUGCGGAUCUGCUUAUGAGCAUUCAGUUUACUGUGAAACAUUCCAUCCGGAUGAAUCUGGUUGGAGGCAAUGCAGUAUAUGUGGAAAGCGUAUCCAUUGUGGAUGCAUUGCUUCGAGAGAUUUGCACGAGUACAUGGAUUCUGGAGGCAUAGGGUGCAUAAACUGUGUUAAGAGUUCGGAAAUUCAUUCAAUGCGAUCAAUGCAGAUCCAUGGUGAUGACAUUCCUAAUGCUACAUUUAUGACAAAUGGUACUGGAGCUGCGCAACUCAUGGUGGUUGAAAAUAGAAAGGAUGAUGAUAAUUAUGGUUUUGAGAGGCUCCUACAUUUGGCGAGGACUACAGGUGCCAGUAAAAUUGGGCAACUCUCUCACUCUCAUCAAGAUGGUUUAAAUGCAGCCCUUUCCGCGACCGACAAUACAUGCUUUGGGAAUCUCUCCCAAAAGUUGACUGGCUCUUCUGCGUUUAUGAGAACAGACUAUAGGAGACCAAUGCAUGGGGCUAAAGAAUUGUAUGAACCUUUGAACCAGCCGUCUCUAAAUUUCUCUUUGAGGCCUUCUUUAGUUACUUCGAAACCCAUGCCACAUUUUCCUAGUGGAAUUGUUGAAGGAAGUCAAUUGAACAUACGGGGGCCAAGGGCACGCGAUAUUUUGCCAAAGCCCCCAAAACCUAGUCCUGUUUUGGGUACUGAGACAAAAAAAGGAACUGCUUCACAGACACGUGUUGCGAGGCCUCCAGCUGAAGGGCGGGGCCGCAAUCAGUUACUUCCUCGAUACUGGCCAAAGAUCACAGACCAAGAACUGAAGCAACUAUCUGGAGAGUAUCCAAAAUAAUUUAUUAUGCAGUUUUGUAAUGCUCUUUUUAAAUUGAUAUGCCAUAAUGUGAUUGACUCUGGUAAUCACCUGUCUGCUUCUAAGUGUUUAAUUUAGCGUAAAUUGCACCCUUCAUCCCCCAACCUAUUGUCUCAAUGGCAAGUUAGUCUUCAAUGUUUAACAAUGAGCAAGUUGUUUCCAACCAUUCAUUAGAGUUAGACAAUCAGUCCCCAAUGAUGGAAUCAUACGUCACUUCAAAUUUCUGGUACUAGUCAAAGUUAGAAUUUAACAAAGACUG
Olea europaea var. sylvestris is the source of this 1538-nucleotide messenger RNA. RefSeq names its product B3 domain-containing transcription repressor VAL2-like. Bases 299 to 1261 code for a protein of 320 amino acids. The transcript is spliced from 5 exons. NCBI's taxonomy places the organism in Eukaryota, Viridiplantae, Streptophyta, Magnoliopsida, Lamiales, Oleaceae. The record is from RefSeq and is a predicted model, not a curated record. Gene Ontology annotation, molecular function: zinc ion binding. Gene Ontology annotation, biological process: regulation of DNA-templated transcription.